Hippoglossus stenolepis (Pacific halibut) is the source of this 6894-nucleotide messenger RNA. Its product is annotated as unconventional myosin-Va. The transcript is spliced from 40 exons. Gene Ontology annotation, biological process: actin filament organization; vesicle transport along actin filament. Gene Ontology annotation, cellular component: myosin complex; cytoplasm; actin cytoskeleton. NCBI's taxonomy places the organism in Eukaryota, Metazoa, Chordata, Actinopteri, Pleuronectiformes, Pleuronectidae. The record is from RefSeq and is a predicted model, not a curated record. The coding region runs from base 195 to 5660 and encodes 1821 amino acids. Gene Ontology annotation, molecular function: microfilament motor activity; ATP binding; actin filament binding.
GCUGACUGACAGCAGCGCGGCGGUGGUUGAGUGGAGGAGCAGCUCCAGCUCUCGGGACUCGGCUCUGUGAAGCAGCACCUCCUGCUCUGUGGAGGAGCUCAGCGAACUUCAUGUCUGCUCCGCCGGAAGUCUGUAGAAUGUGUGCCCGCGGGUAGCAGAAACUUUACAGACACUCACCGACAGAGUUUGAAAACAUGGCAGCCUCCGAACUGUACUCCAGGUAUGCCCGUGUAUGGGUCCCAGAUGCAGCCGAGGUGUGGAAGUCAGCGGAGCUUAUCAAAGACUACACUGCUGGAGACCUGAAGCUGUCCCUGCAGCUGGAGGAUGGCACGGAGGUGGAAUACAAAAUAGACCCCAGAACCAACGACCUGCCACCUCUAAGAAACCCCAACCUCCUGGUGGGGGAGAAUGAUCUCACGUCGCUCAGCUACCUCCACGAGCCAGCAGUGCUGCACAACCUCAAAGUGCGCUUCAUUGACUCCAAGUUGAUUUACACGUACUGUGGAAUUGUCCUGGUUGCCAUAAAUCCCUAUGAGAGCUUGCCCAUAUAUGAAGCUGACAUCAUCAAUGCCUACAGUGGGCAGAACAUGGGGGACAUGGACCCCCAUAUAUUUGCAGUGGCAGAGGAAGCAUAUAAACAGAUGGCCAGGGAUGAAAGAAACCAAUCCAUCAUAGUGAGCGGCGAGUCUGGAGCUGGCAAAACCGUCUCUGCUAAGUAUGCUAUGCGUUACUUUGCCACAGUCAGCUCCUCUGGUGAGACCAGUGUUGAGGAUCGAGUCCUCGCCUCCAGCCCCAUCAUGGAGGCCCUUGGGAAUGCCAAGACAACAAGGAACGACAACAGCAGUCGCUUCGGGAAGUACAUUGAGAUUGGGUUUGACAAGAAGCAUUGUAUAAUUGGUGCUAACAUGAGAACCUACUUACUGGAAAAGUCCAGAGUGGUGUUUCAGGCCCGUGAAGAAAGAAACUAUCAUAUAUUCUAUCAGCUGUGUGCCUCGUCACAUCUACCAGAGUUCAAAGCCUUUAAGUUAGGUUGCGCAGAUGACUUCCACUUUACUAACCAGGGUCAGAGCCCAGUCAUAGAUGGAGUUGAUGAUGCCAAGGAGAUGAAUAAUACCAGGAAGGCCUUCUCACUUUUAGGAAUCUCUGAAAGUGAUCAAAUGGAAAUUUACCAAAUUCUGGCGUCUAUUCUCCACCUUAGCAAUGUGGAGAUUAAAGAUCAGUCAGCAGACAGAAGCAGCAUCUCGCCAGAUGAUGUGCACCUGAUGGUGUUUUGUGAGCUGAUGGGGGUUCCAUGCGAAGAAAUGGCCCACUGGUUAUGUCACAGGACGCUCAAGACAACCACAGAAACCUACGUGAAGUCUUUCUCCAAAGUGAACGCGGUCAAUGGCCGAGAUGCCCUGGCUAAACACAUCUAUGCCAAACUCUUCAGCUUGAUUGUGGGCAGUAUUAACAACGCCUUAAAAUCUGCAGCAAAACAACACUCAUUCAUCGGUGUGCUCGACAUUUACGGGUUUGAAACAUUUGAUGUGAACAGCUUUGAGCAGUUUUGCAUCAAUUAUGCAAAUGAGAAGCUUCAACAACAGUUCAACCUGCAUGUUUUCAAAUUGGAGCAAGAGGAGUACAUGAAAGAGGAGAUCUCAUGGACAUUGAUCGACUUCUAUGACAACCAGCCGUGCAUUGAUCUAAUUGAGGCAAAGCUGGGGGUCCUGGACCUCCUUGAUGAGGAAUGCAAGAUGCCAAAAGGGUCUGAUGACACAUGGGCCCAGAAACUGUACAACACCCUUCUGAAGCAGAAUGUCCACUUUGAUAAACCCAGGUUAUCAAACAGAGCUUUCAUCAUCCAUCACUUUGCAGACAAGGUGGAGUACCAGUGUGAGGGCUUCCUGGAGAAAAACAAGGACACGGUCAAUGAGGAGCAGAUAAAUGUGCUGAAAAACAGCCAGUUUGAUUUGCUUCUGAAACUGUUUGAGGAAGAUGAGAAGGCAAAGGGUUCCACUAAAAAACGUACUGGCGUAACUGGAAGGGCCGGUCCGAGUCAGAAGGAUAACAAGAAGACUGUUGGACUGCAGUUUCGACAGUCUCUACGUUUGCUGAUGGACACACUUAAUGCUACGAGUCCUCACUACGUACGCUGCAUUAAGCCAAACGAUGAUAAAUCUCCAUUCACCUUGGACCCUAUGAGGGCAGUGCAGCAGCUGCGAGCAUGUGGUGUCCUCGAGACAAUCCGGAUCUCAGCAGCCGGCUUCCCAUCUAGGUGGACUUAUCAAGAAUUCUUCAGACGUUAUCGGGUCCUCAUGAAGCAAAAAGAUGUUCUUAAUGAUAGAAAACAGACAUGCAAAAAUCUCCUCGAAAAACUUGUGAAGGACCAGGAUAAGUACCAGUUUGGCAAAAACAAGAUCUUCUUCAGGGCUGGUCAGGUGGCUUACCUGGAGAAGCUGCGUUCCGACAAGCUGCGUAUGGCUUGUGUCAGCAUCCAGAAGACUAUCCGCUGCUGGUUGGCCCGCAAAAAGUAUCUGAGGAUGAAGGCUUCUGCCGUAACCAUUCAGAGAUAUGUACGGGGCCACCAAGCACGUUGUUUUGUUCAGGGUCUACGAAGAACCAGAGCAGCCAUUGUCAUCCAGCGGAACGUGCGCAUGUGGGUGAACAGGAGACACUAUCAGCAGCAGCGCUUGGCAGCUAUCACCAUCCAGUGCUUCUUGAGGGCCUACAUGGCAAGAAAGCAGUAUUAUAAGUUGAUGUUUGAGCAAAAGGCUGUUGUGAUCCAGAAGUGGGUGAAAGGCUGGCUGGCCAGACAGCAUUACAAACGCACCAUGGCAGCUAUCGUCCUGCUGCAGAGCUGUGUGCGCCGCAUACAGGCCAAGAAGGAAUUCAAGAAGCUGAAGGUGGAGGCGCGCUCUGUUGAGCACUUUAAGAAGCUCAACUUUGGCAUGGAGAACAAAAUCAUGCAGCUGCAGCACAAGAUAAAUGACCAGCAAAAAGGAAACAAAGAGCUCCGUGAGAGGCUGAGUGUGGUGGAGAAGACCCAGAGUGUGGAGAGAGAGAGACAGAGCAGAGAGAUUGAAAACCUACGUAGUUCCGAGCAGAAGGUCAGAGCCAAGGCAGAGAAACUUCCCUCUCUGCUGGAGCAGCUCUCCUUCCUUCAGCAUGAGUUGGAAAACACGCGCAGAGAGAAAGAAGAUCUGGAGGAGCAGACAAAGGUCUAUAAGGAGCAGACUCAACAGGUAGUAGAAGAGCUUAAUAUGAAGAACAGCUUGUUGAACAGUGAAAAAGACGAACUCAACACAUUAUUCGUUGAACAAACACAAAAGUUAACAGAGAUUAAAACCAACGUUGAGAACACUAAACAGAUGGAGAAGGACUUCACGGAAGAACGUUCUCGCUACCAAGGUCUGCUGAGUGAACACCUGCACCUGGAGGAGCGGCACAGAGACCUGAAAGAGAAGAUGGAUCUCAGCAUUAGUUCAAGCAAACCUGGUCACAAGAGGACAGACUCCAACUACAGCAGUAACUCCUCAGAGUUUAGUCACAGCUUAGCUUCUACAGAGGGAGAGGACAGUUCUACACAAAAAGAGGAUGAGACCCAGGCCACGGUGGACCUGCCGGUGCUUCUGAAGCUCCAGAGAAGAGUGAAGGAGCUGGAGCAGGAGAAACAGUCACUGUGGCAGCAGCUGGAUAAGAGAGAAGAAGCCAAACAAGAAAAGGCAAAAGAGGUGGAGGAGCAGAGAACUGUUGGCCGAACAGAACUGGAUUUGGAGACACUGAAGAGGCAAGAGUUGGAGUCUGACAACAAGAGGCUGAAGCAGGAUCUGAACGAGCUGCGAAAGUCUCUGACCAAUGAGAACAGUGACUUGAUGCCUCCUGACCCUGGUACUCGGCCCUACGAGGUACUGAUGGAACAACUCACCUCCUCCAACGAUGAGCUGGAGAUGAGAAAAGAAGAAGUGCUGCUGCUUCGAUCGCACAUGGUCCGCCAAGAAGCUCUUAAACAUAAGGACUCUCCACUGGGUGAGAGUGUGAAAUUAGGCCUCAGUGAAAUUCCCUCCUUUCAAGACAUUGACAGAUCCCUGGAUAUCCAUACUCUGAAUGAAGAUGGAGAGCUAUGGCUGGCUUAUGAAGGCUUAAAAGAGACCAACAUGUUCCUGGAGAGCCAGAUGCAGGAGCAGGAGCGUGUUCACAGUGAGAAGUGCCAGAGUCUUCUCGAGGACGUGAACAAGCUGAAGGAUGAGAAGGAGCAGCAGCAGAAGCUGUUGGCUCAGAGCCUCCUUCUGCCUGAAGACGCCAGAAUCGACGCGAGCCUGAAGCAUGAGAUCAUACGGCUCACCAAUGAUAACCUGGAGAACAUGGAUCGGCAAGAAAAACAGGACAAAACCAUACGCAAGUUGAAAAAACAACUUAAAUUUUACAUGAAAAAAGUUGGCGAUAUUGAAGCAAACACUCAACAAAUGAUCGAUGCCUCUGCAAUGAACGCUCCCAUGAGAGCUGUUAAUAUCACCCGCAAGGAGAAAGAGUAUCAGGGCAUGUUGAAGUACACGGAGGGUGAGGAGAACCGCCUGCUAAAAAAUCUGGUCUUAGAUCUGAAGCCUCGCGGCGUAGCAGUAAGCUUGAUUCCUGGGCUUCCUGCCUACAUCAUCUUUAUGUGCCUCCGAUACGCGGACAAUGUGAAUAAUGACCGGAGAGUCAGCAAUCUGCUCAAUUCCACCAUCAGCAGCAUUAAAGGGGUCAUCAAGAGACGAGGAGGUGAUUUUGAAGUAGUUUCCUUUUGGUUGGCCAACAGCUGCCGGCUGUUGCACUGUUUGAAGCAGUACAGUGGAGAUGAGGUCUUCAUGACGCACAACACUGUCAAACAAAACGAGCAGUGCUUGUCCAACUUUGAACUGUCAGAGUACCAGCAGGUCUUUGGUGACCUGGCCAUUCAAAUCUACUGUCAGCUCAUCAAGAGCAUGGAGAACGUCAUGCAGCCCCUGAUAGUGGCGAGCAUGCUGGAGCACGAGACGAUUCAGGGAGUCCUGGGGUCCAAACCGACAGGCCUGAGGAAGAGGAGCACGAGUUUCCCAGAGGAGGAGGCGGUCACCGUGGAAGUCCUCCUGCAGCGUCUUGGCGUCUUCCACACCACCAUGAGUCAGCAUGGGAUGGACCCAGACCUCAUCAAACAGGUGGUGAAGCAGCAGUUCUACAUCAUCUGCGCAGUCACCCUCAACCACCUGCUGCUGCGGAAGGACAUGUGCUCCUGGAGUAAAGGCCUGCAGAUCAGGUACAAUAUUUGGCAGCUGGAGGAGUGGCUGGCGGAGAGGGAUCUGGCAGACUGUGGUGCCAAGGAGACUCUGGAGCCGCUGGUACAGGCCGCACAGCUUCUGCAGAUCAAGAAGAAGACGGAGGCAGAUGCCCAAGCUAUCUGCAGCAUGUGCACCGCCCUCACCACGGCACAGAUUCUAAAAGUGUUGACCCUGUACACUCCAGUGAUUGAAUUUGAAGAGCGAGUGCCCACCGCUUUCAUCACAACUAUUAAAAACAUUUUGAAAGACAGAGGCGAGUCAGCCACUUUGAUGAUGGACGGCAAGAAGAUCUUCUCCGUCACGCUCCCCUUCACACCCUCCACUGUGGCUCUGGAGACCAUCCAGGUUCCUGCUAGUCUUAAUCUGAGCUUCCUCACCCGCAUCUAAACCUGCUGCCUCCGACACCAUGUUCUCUGUGUUUCGUUUACCCGAGUAAAAAAAACAACCAAGUUUUUCACCAAAGGUUUUGACCUUUUCUGUAAAGUUUUAAAGAUUCCUUCUGCAGUAGAGAAAUGCUAUGUUGUUUACAGGCCUCAGUGCAUUAGCUGUACACCAAAGAGUAAUAACUGUAUGAACAGUGAAUAUGCAAAACAUUCUUUUAUUAUGUAAUUUCUUGUCACACCUGAUAUUUUGCCAAUACAGGUGUAGAAUUUGUGGUUUCCUUCAUGUAUUCCUGUAACUGUAACUUUAGGAGAACUGUAUUAUAGCUGGAACUUUAUAUUUCUACGACUCCAUAUUCCAAGUGAUGGUAUUUAUGUCAAGACAAGUUGAAGGAGCCAAUAGUAACUCUUGUAUCUGUAGUUAACUAGUCCAAAUGCUGUUGGUCGUUUUAAGGGAUGGUGUCUCAGGAAGAGGGUUUGAUGUGUUUAAAACUGCUGCACAAAUGGGUUCACUCCGUCAUGAGGUGUUAUAGAUCUUAUAGAUCACAAGCUCAGUGUUUUUGUUCUAAAGUGGUGCCUGUGAACCACCCGGGAGUCUGUAAGAAAACGUAGAAGAUUUUAAUCAAGUUAAGUAUUUCUCUAUGUCGACCCUGACACAUCACUGUUUUGUUAUCUGAUGCUUUAAUGUCAUUUAGUAUAAAAAAUAUUAUUUAACAGGAGGUGAACUUCACGAAACAAAUAUAAAACAAGUAAUAAGGCAGAUAAAGGAAAGGAGUGUCUGUUUUGAAAUAUGUGUAAAACUAUAUGUGUUGCUCUUUGGCACAGGGGGGAUGGAGUCUGAUACAAAGAAUAAAAUGAACCAAGGUGCUACUGCUGUGGGAAAAAACAACUUUAUUAUAGUGUCUAAUUCUGAAGAUAAAAAAUGACUCAAGUCACCCUUCUCAUCGUUUCCACAGUAAGAGUGCCUUGGUUUAUUUAUUUUUAGUAUCUAAACAAAAUGAUUAGUAAUCUGCACUUUAAUCCUCAUGUAUUCGGGAGCAGAGCUUCAGAUUGGAUUUGGACUUGAUGCAAGAGACCUUUCUUCUGAGAGUCCUUCACAUGUGAAGUUUGACUCUUUUGUCUUUGGAUUCAUUUAAAUUUUGAAAUGUACAUGUAACCAACUGAUGUAACUAACUCUAUGAAAGAUAGAUCUUAAAUACUCAAAACUCUGCUUUUAAAAUACAUUUUUAUUUUUUCAUGUU